AUGGACUACUAUUACGAUGAUUACUACGAUGAGUAUUACGAACAGCCGGACUUGGCUGCUGCACGUUUGUUGCAUCGCGAACUGAACUUCGAAGAAACGAUUACCAACUGUGUGCAUCCAUCGCUACGGUUUGCCGCACAGUACAUGACAAAUUUCGUCGCUGUCAACUUGCUGUUCAGUAUUCUGGUGCUAUGCUUCCAGAAACUAUUCCCAAGCUCCAAUCGAUCGCUGCAUCUGCUGAGCUGCAUGUUUGGUGCCGUUUUGCUGUAUCGAGUUAUUGAUCAUGGGUUCUAUCACUUCCUACAGCUAGCGGUAUCGCUAUACGUGGUGCAAUGGACACUGCAUCGAUGGUUGUCCGGCAGUGGACGCUACAUAAAAACUCCAUUCAUCGUUAUAGCGUAUGGUAUUGGAAACCUGCUGGUUAGCGAACUGCUGGAACCAUCGCCGGAAACUUGGAAUCGCAUUCGUGGAACACAGAUGAUUUUGUUGAUGAAGACACUUUCAUUAGCCUUCGAUACGGAGGAGAAUCAAAACCUUCGGAAUCAACUAAACGUAUUGUCAUAUACAGGAUAUAUACUCUGCCCAGCAAAUGUCGUACUUGGACCUUGGAUCACUUUUAAUGAUUAUUUGAAUAUCUGGAAGCCACUAUCACCCGCUAUCGGUCAAAAUGGAUCUUCUGCUCAGCGGAUUCGAAUACACGUGACCAGAAUAUUACUCAGCGCACUACUGGCAGUUGGAUUUUUGCUUGCUUCCAAUUGCAUGAUCGAUUAUCUGCUCGCUCCGAUUGCAAGCUGGAAGUGGGUUCGAGCGUAUGGUAGAGCGCUUUCCUUCCGCACCAGUCACUAUUUCAUCGCCUAUCUAUCCCAAUGCACCAUGAUCGCGGCGGCAGUCGACUGGAACCCCGUAACAUCACCGUUGGCAGUGGAGUUUCCCCGCUCCUUGGUGCAAGUGGUAACGGCAUGGAACAUACCGAUGCACCUGUGGCUGAAACGCUACAUCUUCCGUACCACCAAACGACCGUUCGGAACAGCUGCCGCAAUUACCAUCACAUACAUCAUAUCGUCGCUGCUGCAUGGAUUGCAUUACCGGCUGUGGAUCACGCUGCUCACCAUCGGCUCGUGGACGUUCGUGGAACAUGAAAUGCGAAAGAAGCUCGCAACGAUCUACUCGGCGUGUGUCCUCGUUGGCAAGUGUCCCGGCGCGUGCACCGUGCAUCAGCACAGGAGCAAAAGUGUGUUCUGCAUCGUUAUUAACGCGCUCUUCUUCGCAUUGAAUACGUUCAAUCUCAUCUACCUUGGAUGCAUCUUCGAAACAACGGAGGGACCACCGGAAGAAGCUGAUCAUGACAAAUCCAUGUUUGGUCGUUGGACAGAGCUCAAUUACACAUCCCAUUGGUUGCUCGUCUUUGCCUAUCUGUUCUAUUUCGUUAUCUGA
Messenger RNA from Anopheles marshallii, 1434 nucleotides. It is a transcript of the gene por, whose product is annotated as protein-serine O-palmitoleoyltransferase porcupine. The transcript has a single exon. Gene Ontology annotation, molecular function: palmitoleoyltransferase activity; Wnt-protein binding. Gene Ontology annotation, cellular component: membrane; endoplasmic reticulum. Gene Ontology annotation, biological process: lipid modification; canonical Wnt signaling pathway; protein palmitoylation. The record is from RefSeq and is a predicted model, not a curated record. The coding region runs from base 1 to 1434 and encodes 477 amino acids. Lineage: Eukaryota; Metazoa; Arthropoda; Insecta; Diptera; Culicidae.